This is a messenger RNA of Polyodon spathula (Mississippi paddlefish), 2133 nucleotides long. RefSeq names its product engulfment and cell motility protein 3-like. The record is from RefSeq and is a predicted model, not a curated record. Bases 133 to 885 code for a protein of 250 amino acids. The transcript has 7 exons. NCBI's taxonomy places the organism in Eukaryota, Metazoa, Chordata, Actinopteri, Acipenseriformes, Polyodontidae.
UCUCUUUUGUGUGUGUAUCUGUUGGUAGAGAGAUCAAAGGGAGUCAGACAAUCGCCUCCUAAUAAAAAAAGACAGCUUGGUAGCAAGCAGGGUCGGAAUAGGAUCUGCUGCCUCUUCGUUGUCGCCGAGGUGAUGCAGGUGGUGCGGGAGCAGAUCACGAGGACGCUGUCCAGCAAGCCCACCUCCCUGGACCUCUUCAAGAACAAGGUGAAUGCUCUGAACUACAGCGAGAUCCUGAAGCUGAGGCAGACCGAGCGGCUGCACCAGGAGGAGACCCUCGCCCCGCCCGUCCUGGAGCUGAAGGAGAAGCUGAAACCGGAGCUGCUGGAGCUGAUCCGCCAACAGCGGCUCAACCGGCUGUGCCAUGGGACUCUGUUCAGGAAGAUCAGCAGCCGCCGGAGACAAGACAAGCUGUGGUACUGCCGCCUGUCGCCCAAUCACAAGGUGCUGCACUAUGGGGAUGUGGAUGAGGAGAGCCAGACCCCGCCCAUAGAGACCCUGCAGGAGAAGAUUCCUGUGGCUGACAUUAAAGCACUACUGACUGGUAAGGACUGCCCACACAUGAAGGUGUCACGUUCGAGUCUUCUAAAGGAAGUCCUGGACCUGGCUUUCACCAUUACUUAUGAUUUGGAGGAGUACCAUUUGAAUUUUGUUGCAUCAUCAAGGAGUGACUUCUGCCUGUGGACGGACGGCCUGAAUGUCCUCCUGGGGAAGGACAUGACCAGCGAGUGCACGCAGAGCGAGCUGGACAUCCUGCUGUCCAUGGAGAUCAAGCUGCGCCUGCUGGACCUGGAGAACAUUCCCAUCCCUGACGCCCCCCCGCCCGUGCCCAAGCCCCCCAGCAACCUCCACUUCUGCUACGACUUCAGCCAGACCGAGCAGUAGAGGAGGAGGGGAGGAGACUGCACUGAGUAAAUAUUACUGUCCACACCUAGGGAUUUGUCCAUCGCUGAGUCCCAUCCCUUCAAACCGCUAGAGCGAAUGGGGACAGUUCAUCUUUACAGAGACUUGGUGCAGGGUAGACAGGACUCUCCUCUGAUUGAUGAUAGGCGGCUAAUGUGUCAAAAUUAUUUGGAGGUGACAGGGUUGAUGGAGGCGUUGCCGACCCAAGGGGGAGAGCUCCCUAUAGAAGAAUGGACUCUACUGAUAACUCCCCUCCCGUCAGCACAGUCACAGUGUAGCUGUAACCCACGACAGCUCAAAGGUACAGGCUGAUACUGACAGAACCCCUCUCACGGGGGAACGUCCAGCAAUUUACUUCCCUAUGAGUAGCAGGAUGUAUUACUAUUAAAGUGUUAGGCUUUUAUUUAGCCUGUUUUGCAUAAUCUAAAAAUGGCACAUAACUCCUAUUAACACAGCGCGUUUACUGAUUAUAAGAAUGUUUAAUUUGUGCAAUAGGAUUUUUUUUUUUUUCUAUAACCCGAGGGGGAAAAAGAAACUGCUGUCCUGCUGUUUCACUCGCUCUGAGCUACAUGGCUGACUACUACUAGAGCAAUGGACUGACUCCAUGGCAGAUAUUCUAACCAGGCAGUCCAACUGUUUGCUGCACUGGUUUAAUUCUGUGACGUACAUUUCAGCACCCCUGUCUAAGAUUCUGAACUCAAGAUGUACCCCCCUUUGUAGUUGUGACACGUUCACCCUAAUGUUACCCUACUAAAGGAAAUCGCCUCUGUACUGUCCUUAUUAACACGCACCGCAAAGAAAAAAAAAAUACUAAUAGAAGAUUUGCAUUAAUUACUGUAGAAUUUUGAAAAUGCUUUUUUUUUUUUUUUGCACGUUCGCUCUAUCAGUCACAAAUACUGACCUCACAAGUCGCGUCAUUCGCAUCCUAAUCUACUCUUUGAUAUACAGACCCGCAGCCUCACGUUGGGUUAAAUCCAGUUUUGUUUUUUUAUAAUUUAGUCGUCGCCCUUAGUUUUUGUACCCUGGUUUUCGCCCCAGUUUGGACAAUAGUUAUUUGUACCCCGGUUCACCGCUGCAACCCCCCGGCGACUCAGGUAACGGAGGCUGGAACAUGCGUCCUCCGAAACGUGUUCCUGCUAAUCCCUCAUUUUACGCACAGCCAGGCCUCCAGACCUAUAGCCUCCACUGCAGACCUGCAGGCGCCCUAUCAGCCACAGGGGUCGCUGGUGU